Messenger RNA from Erigeron canadensis, 2356 nucleotides. Its product is annotated as phospholipase D alpha 4. Gene Ontology annotation, biological process: phosphatidylcholine metabolic process; phospholipid catabolic process. Gene Ontology annotation, molecular function: calcium ion binding; D-type glycerophospholipase activity. Gene Ontology annotation, cellular component: plasma membrane. Bases 13 to 2277 code for a protein of 754 amino acids. The record is from RefSeq and is a predicted model, not a curated record. NCBI's taxonomy places the organism in Eukaryota, Viridiplantae, Streptophyta, Magnoliopsida, Asterales, Asteraceae. The transcript has 4 exons.
UCAUAUCAAACAAUGGACGGAAAUACAAACAUUCUUCAUGGAACACUUGAAGUUACCAUCUUCCAUGCUACGCCUUAUUCCCCGCCAUUUCUACUUAAUUGCAUAAAUCCAACUGGAAAACCUGCAUAUGUUACCAUCAAGAUAGAUGAUAAAAAGGUUGCAUCAACUAGUCAAGAAAGUAGCAGAGUUUGGAACCAAACCUUACGCGUUCUUUGUGCUCAUUCAAUCAACUCAACAAUAACAAUCACCAUGAAGACAACAUGCUCCGUACUUGGGAAAAUCAACAUUCACGCCCAACAGCUGUUAGAAAAGGCAAGCCUGAUUGACGGAUUGUUUCCAGUCUGCAUGGAAAACGGAAAACCACAUCCAGAAAUUAAGAUUAGAUUCAUGUUAUGGUUCAAACCUGCAGAUAUUGAACCAAGUUGGAGAAAGAUAAUCGACAACAAUGAAUUCAACGGGUUAAGAGAGGCCACAUUUCAACAAAGGAAUAACUGCAGGGUUACAUUGUAUCAAGACUCCCAUCACCAUCUAGCAUUUCAGCCACCAUUUGAUAUUUGUGCCUCACCAAGAAAACUUUGGGAAGACAUUUUUGUAGCCAUCGAAGGUGCCAAACAUUUUAUUUAUAUUGCAGGAUGGUCUUUCAACCCAAAAAUGAUUCUGGUUCGGGAUUCUGAAACAGAAAUUCCACACGCAAAGGGAGUAAAGCUAGGUGAACUUUUGAAAAGGAAAGCAGAAGAAGGGGUACCAGUAAGGAUCAUGAUCUGGGAUGAUGAGACUUCAUUGCCAAUUAUAAGAAACAGAGGAGUGAUGGGAACGAAUGAUGAGAACACCUUUGCCUACUUCAAACACACAAAAGUGGUUUGCCGACUAUGCCCGAGAUUAAACCACAGCUUCCCUUCAAUAUUCACCCACCAUCAGAAAACUGUCACGGCAGACACCCGAGGAUGCUCAUCUUCAAGCAAACGGGAAAUAAUAAGUUUCAUUGGUGGCAUAGACUUAUGUGAUGGACGAUACGAUACAGAAGAACACUCGCUCUUUAGAACACUAAACACAGAAACACAAGCACAAGACUUCUACCAAACAAGUAUACCUGGAGCAAGCCUCCCAAAAGGCGGGCCAAGAGAGCCAUGGCAUGAUGCACAUGCGAGUGUAACAGGAGAAGCCGCUCGGGAUAUAAUGCACAAUUUUGAGCAGCGGUGGCUAAAGCAAUUUGAUCCUUCUCUCCUAGUUCCAGUUAACAGUAUAACUGAUCUUAAAAAUACAAGCACUCCAACGGAACGAGAUUGGAAUGUUCAAGUGUUUAGGUCAAUAGACAAUGUGUCAGUGAACCACAUGCAAAGUAAUUUUGUAGAACGAAGCAUACAUGAAGCGUAUGUAGAAGCAAUUAGGCAUGCUGAGAAAUUUAUAUACAUCGAGAAUCAAUACUUCAUUGGGGGUUGCCAUUUAUGGGAAAAAGAUCAACACUCAGGAUGCAGCAAUUUGAUACCAAUCGAGAUUGCACUUAAGGUAGCAAAUAAAAUCAAAGCAAAAGAGCGAUUUGCGGUGUAUAUUUUGAUACCUAUGUGGCCAGAAGGCGCUCCAGAAAGUGAAUCAGUACAGGAUAUACUGCAUUGGACACGGGAAACAAUGAAGAUGAUGUAUGGUUUGAUUGGAGAUGCAAUACGAGAUAGUGGUGAAAACUGGCAUCCAAAAGAUUACUUGAACUUCUUCUGCCUUGCUAAUAGGGAAGAAGAAAGGGAAGGAGAGUAUGUCCCCCCCUAUUCACCUCAGCAUGCAACACAAUACUGGAAUGCUCAAAAACAUAGGCGAUUCAUGGUUUAUGUACAUUCGAAACUCAUGAUAGUCGACGACACAUAUGUAUUAAUAGGAUCUGCAAACAUAAACCAGAGAUCCAUGGAUGGGCAACGAGACACUGAAAUAGCAAUCGGAUGCUACCAACCAAGAGAAGAGAGUAAAGAAACGCAUAGAAGAGACAUACAUGCAUAUCGUAUGUCAUUGUGGUAUGAACAUACUGGACGAGCUGAACAACUUUUUCAAGAUCCCGAAAGUUUGGAAUGUGUAGUGAUGAUGCGUCAACUCGGGGAGCUGAUGUGGAAGAUUUAUUCAGGUGAUGAGCUCAAAGACAUGGAAGGCGUCCAUUUAGUCAGUUACCCAGUGAGUGUAACACAGGAUGGUAACAUUGAGGACUAUGUGGAUGCUGGUGGCCUCUUUCCCGACACAAAAGCACAAGUAAAAGGGAAACGAUCUAAAGUUCUACCACCAAUAUUUACUACAUAGAGUAUAAGAUAAUCCAAUCGAUACUAGUCACACUUGAAUAAAUUCUGUACAUAGCAGCAAUUACUUUAUUUAAUUUUAA